Molecule: messenger RNA, 1203 nt
Organism: Impatiens glandulifera
Lineage: Eukaryota; Viridiplantae; Streptophyta; Magnoliopsida; Ericales; Balsaminaceae
Product: F-box/LRR-repeat protein At3g03360-like
Exons: 3
Coding region: 61-1203 (380 amino acids)
Molecular function (GO): protein binding
Source: RefSeq, a predicted model, not a curated record
CUAAUUCAAGAUCGUUAAAUCGGCAGUUUAUCUUCUUUGUAUAAAUUUCAGGAUUAGACAAUGAGUCGAGGAUUCAAAUCAGUUGAAUUGAUGAACGAUCCUCUUAACAGGUUGCCCGAUGAUGUUCUUAACACGAUCAUUUGUAAACUGGAACUGAAAGAUGCAGCAAAGACAAGCGUUUUAUCAAAAAGAUGGAGAUAUGUUUGGAUUAAUCAUCCCGAUCUCCACUUUACCCAUUUGAAUGUACUUGGAUUUGAUUAUAGCCAACUUAAGAGAAACUGGGUAGGAGUAGAUACCAUCUUUGUCAAUUUUGUGGAUCAAAUUAUGAAGCAGAGGUUUAAAGGAGAAGACAAGAUUAAUUCCUUUUGUCUUCGGUUUGAAUUGGGGAAACCCUUCUCUCAUUGUAUUGAUAAGUGGAUCAGUUAUGCUGUUCGAAAAGAUGUUGAAACCAUUGAUCUUGAUUUCUCUAGAUUUCCCUUCAACGCUUCUAGAUAUUCAUCUUUCAAUCAUCGAUUUGCGAGGUAUAACUUUUCGUUGUUACGAACAACUUCAGAAAAUAAAGGGUCAUUGAAGCAUCUUCGACUCUCCUAUUGCAAUUUCAUGGGUCGGUCAAGUUCCAAGAAGUUUGAUUCACUGGUUUCCCUUAAGCUUCUAAAAGUAAACAUAAGCGAUAUUCAAUUGACAAAGGUUCUAGAAUGUUGCUCGUUGCUCCAAGAAUUAUCUCUGCAUAACUGUUCUAAUAAACUCACUUAUUUGAGUUUCGGGGAUUUGAACAACAACACACGUCUUAAGGUUUUGUCGUUGAAGAACUGUCUCAAACUUAGGGAGAUUAAUCUAAUUUGUGCCCACAAUCUGUUUUCCCUUGAGCUUGAAAGUAUAAAUAUCAGCGAUCUUCAAUUGGCCAAGUUUCUAGAAAUCUGCCCGAUACUCGAAGAAUUGACUCUGAAUACAUGUUCUCAACUAAUGUAUCUGAGAAUUGACAAUUCCAACAGCUCUUGUUUGAAGAAUUUGUCCUUGAACAGCUGCUCUAAUCUUAGGGAGACUCGUCUUUGUGCCAGCAAUCUUCAUACGCUCUCAUUCACAGGUCACAAGGGAAGUUUCUAUUUUCAGAGAACCCCGAAUCUUGUUAAUGUUUUCAUAGGUGAAAACAUAAAUGGAAUGCAUCCAUUCAGUUUGUUGGAGUCUGAAACCUCGACUUGUUAA